Molecule: messenger RNA, 1503 nt
Organism: Daldinia childiae
Lineage: Eukaryota; Fungi; Ascomycota; Sordariomycetes; Xylariales; Hypoxylaceae
Exons: 4
Coding region: 1-1503 (500 amino acids)
Biological process (GO): transmembrane transport
Cellular component (GO): membrane
Molecular function (GO): transmembrane transporter activity
Source: RefSeq, a predicted model, not a curated record
AUGGAGAAGAACCCGGAUAGGACCACAGCCGAGUCGGUACGCGAUGGGAGACCAGAUGAUGUCGACAACGCGUACGAGUUUGCAAAGGAGCAUGCCGUCGGCCCCUUGAGUGACGAGGACAAUAAACACAUCUUACGCAAGAUCGAUCAUCAUCUGUUACCCUUGAUGAUCAUCACCUAUACUCUAAACUUUAUGGACAAGAAUGCCCUCUCUUAUUCGGCCAAUUUUGGCCUCAUCACUGACAACAAACUAGUAGGAAAUCAAUACAGCUGGGCCUCCGGAUCCAUUUUCUAUCUUACGUACAUGGUCUCCCAGCCUUUUGUCGCCCGCCUGAUUGUCCGAUUCCCUAUCGGCCGCUUCGUCGCCGUUGCUACCACACUUUGGGGUGCUGUGUUGAUGACCACAGCGGCGUCGCGUUCUUUCGCUAGCUUAAUGGUCAUCCGUGCUAUCCUAGGUUGUCUCGAAUCUUGCAUCAAUCCCGCCUUUAUUGUUAUAUCAUCUCAAUGGUGGACGCGCGACGAGCAACCAUUACGAAUUUCGUACUGGUAUCUCGGUAAUUCGAUCGGCCAGGUCUGCGGUGGACUUCUCGGUUAUGGUAUUGCUCAUAUAACGAACCACAAUGUCCCGAACUGGGGCUGGUUCUUCCUGAUUUUCGGUGCCAUCACCAUCCUCUACGGCAUCUUCCUGUUUUACUACCUCCCUGAUUCACCAUUAAAUGCUCGUUGGCUUUCAGAUCAUGACCGCGCCUUGGCCAUCGAGCGUGUUCGGAGCAACCGUACUGGAGUUGAGAAUCAUGUAUGGAAGUGGUCACAGGUCAAGGAAUGCGUAACGGAUGUACAAUGCUGGCUUCUUGUAGCAACCUUUUUCCUCGACGAUAUUCCCGCCGGCGGAGUUGGUUCAUUUGGUAGCAUAGUAGUCAAGGGGUUUGGUUAUGACGCUCUCUACUCAACUCUUCUUCUAGUACCCUUGGGUGUGAUCCAAGCCAUAUGUAUCCUCUUCGGGGGGUUCAUGACCAAGCGCUUCAAAAACAUCCGAACUUGGCUUAUCGCCGGUUGCCAAAUCCCGGCGCUAAUCGGAGCUGUUCUGCUCUACACUCUGCCUCGGGAAAAUUCGCGUGGGCUACUCGGCUCGUACUAUAUUGUACAAACGCAUGGUAUAGUCGGAACACUCACCAUGUCGUUGGUAUCUAGUAAUUUCGCCGGGUAUACAAAGAAAGCUACCGCAUCCACGAUGAUGUACGUGGCCUUCUGCGUUGGACAGGUCGUUGCUCCUCAGCUUUUUCUCCCAAGAGAGGCUCCAGCAUACAAAACCGCCUUUCUCGCUGCUUUUAUAUGUUUUGCUCUUUGCAUCGUGUUCACCAUUGUUCUACGAUUCUACCUUAUUGUGGAAAAUAAGAGACGAGACGAGCUUCACUUGUCAGAAGGCGAGCUUAGCAACACGGACAACGAAUUCCUCGACCUAACGGAUAAGCAGCAAGAGGCUAUCUUUCGUUAUGUUCUCUAG